UCAAAUUUAAUAUCUCACCUUCCUCCGGCCAACUGGCCGGGGCUCACGCUAGUAACUUUAUAUAUGUUCAAUUAAUGAUCCUCAAGAUCAUCGACUUCGUCGUUUCACAGAAAAGCCAAAAGUUAUUAAUUAUUAAAUAUAACGAAGUACUUUCUAGGGAAAUUUAAAUUUUGCCUAAAAUUAAAGGUCCGUGUCGGGAAAGUUUGCCUAAAGUAUAAACGUACUACACUACUCUAUGGAAAUAUUGGGGGUACUUUCCCAUCUUAUCGUCAUUUUGUCAUAUAAUUAUGCAAAUGAGAAUUGAUGAAAUUAAUUAAGUAUCAAUAAUUACAUUAAUGAUGUUACGUCCUAUGCUCUGAAAUUUCCAAGUUGUUGUCUCAUAUAACCUAAAGAUGAUUUCAAAGCAAAGCUUUUUCAAAAUGGAUAACACUGUGCCACCACAUGCAUAUAUAUAUAUAUAUAUAUAGCACGUAUCAGAAUGUACAGCCAAGCUAAAUUAAGAAGAAACAACAACAACAACAACAACAACACCGUCACCAAUCUCCCCGACGACGUUACGAAAUAUGGCUGGGAAUGGUCGGUUAGGGUUCUUCUUGCAUCUGAUCCUGAUCAGUACAAUUGGCGGCGGCUGCUUCUCCUCGUCGUCGUCGCAAAUAUGCUCCUCAUCUCAAGGAUCCUGCAAUCCCGAUGCCUUCGAUAGCGGGCUGAUGGACGCCCAACUGAAGAUACUGCAGAAUCUGCAACUGCACGAAGGUUGUCGCCACUUCGAUUACUACGGUGGUUCGCCCGAUCACCAAGUCCACGUAUCCUCCGACAUUUACUCGUAUUGCGCAAUGGAUUUCGGUACUACAGAGUGCUUGAACUGCUUAGGUGAGGCCGUGCGAGCUGUACUAGAUGGCUGUUCGAACAAGAUCGGUGCUCAGUACGCGUUGGAGGGGUGUUGUAUUAGGUACGAGACGUCGUACACGUUUUGUUAAGGCUCUAAAUUUAUAUAGGCAAGGAACGCACGAUUAUAAAUGUCAGAGGGCUAAUACCACUGCAAAAACCCAAACUGUUAACUUUGUGUCAUUUGUGUACUAAAGUAUCCGAUAUGACAUUUGUGUCAUGACGUAUGAUACUUGUGUGUCAUUUAAGUCUUGACAAUUUCGUUGACUGUUAUAGAUAACGGUUGACCAAACGGUCAACCAUAAAAUGUUGACUGUUGGUUACAUAUGUGGCAGCCACAUAUGCGCCAUGUUAGCUGCCACAUCAGCUCAUUAACACAUAAUAUUUUAAAUAAAUUUUUUAAUGUAAAAUAAUAAAAUUAAAAAAAAAAUCUAUUUUUAACCCCUUCCGCCGCAACCACCCUCUCUCAUUUGCUUUUCAUCGUGCUGACAUCCAAUUACGGCAUCCCUUGCCGCUCUCUGGUUUUUCCGGUCGGCCGAGCUCCGCAGUCGCUCUUUCCUCUCUCUUUUUCUUUGUAAAAUCGACUCACUCCCCUACCUUCUUCAUCUCUACCUUACAGUGCUGACGAACUGUUUUUGGCAUCAAAAAUGUUUUUUUUUCUGACCAAAUAGUACUUACGAACUUUUAAUGGUGUCAAAAAUAAUUUUUGUGACCAAUUAGUGCUGACGAACUGUUUAUGGCGUCAAAAUUAAUAAUUUUUUUUUGACAAUCGUCUUGGUCGUCAAUAAUAAUCACUUUUUUCUGACGGUAAUUUUUUAUUGGUUUGUAAUAUUGAGUAUUUCUAACGCGGAAAAUGAUAUCGUCUAAAAUAAUGAAUGUGGAAAAUUGAAACCGGCCCAAAAUUCAUAUUAAUGAUGAAAAAACACAAUUAUUUACGAAAAUUUAACUCUGUCAGUAAUGAUGCAUAUAAUACCGACGAAAAUUGUUGGUCGUCGGAAUUAUGCAUCUUUUUCGACGCAAUUUCUAAGUCGUCAAUAAUUUUUCGUCACAACUGUCUGCCAUUUUUGUAGUGUAGUAUCACGACCACCACCGCGAGCAUUGAGUAAGCUGCCAUUUGAUCUUCCGGCUGAGCUUAGCUUUCUCUGUGCUUUGUAGAGAUGGUAAGCUCUCUCUAUAUAUAUAGGGGGAUAGAGAUGCAUAUAUAUGUAUAGCGCUAAGGCGGCAAUGGUAUCCAUAGCAAGAAUGGCGGCAUAAAAUCCAGAUGUUUAAUUAUUUGGUCAUCAAUCAUCGUAUUCGUCGAUCAAAUAUGGUGGUUUGGUCCGGGCGCUGCUUGGAGUAUCCCGUAUACGCUGCAUAUUAAUGGCUGCUCGGCAAAUAUACUUGCAUGGUAUAACUCUGCUGCAGAGAAUAGAGGUGCUUAUGUUGUUUAUUUGAAUCAUGUUAAGAACCAGUUUAUCUCGAUAACUCGAUUUGUUGGGAUAGGUUUAAUAAUGGGUUAAUUGCAAAUUCGGUCACUGGGUUUACUAAAACUGUUCAUGUUUGGUCACUACAAAUAUUCAAUUCCAUUUGCGGUCACUAAGAUUAGUUCAAUAGUUCAAAUUUGGUCACUCUCCGUUAGUCUCCGUUAAUUUUUGCUUAUGUGGCAGUCAACCUUCAUAGUUGAGUACUGUUAAAUAAGUGACGUGGCAAUUACAAAUUAAUUAAGAAAAUAAAUUUAAACAUUUAAA
Molecule: messenger RNA, 2612 nt
Organism: Linum trigynum
Lineage: Eukaryota; Viridiplantae; Streptophyta; Magnoliopsida; Malpighiales; Linaceae
Source: the annotation of a GenBank genome assembly